Messenger RNA from Lodderomyces orthopsilosis Co 90-125, 483 nucleotides. RefSeq lists its product as uncharacterized. Gene Ontology annotation, cellular component: mitochondrial matrix. The coding region runs from base 1 to 483 and encodes 160 amino acids. The record is from RefSeq and is a predicted model, not a curated record. NCBI's taxonomy places the organism in Eukaryota, Fungi, Ascomycota, Pichiomycetes, Serinales, Debaryomycetaceae. The transcript has a single exon. Gene Ontology annotation, biological process: mitochondrial proton-transporting ATP synthase complex assembly.
AUGACAAUUUCAACCAAGACAUUCCCCACAUUCAAGCAACUUUACCGUACUAUAUCCCAAGAACUACUUGCCUAUGAAAACAAGACAUUGGCAGCGCAGGCUCAAAAAGAAAACACUAAACUUACAGCUUACUAUUCAUAUUUAAAAUCAGUAGCUCAAAGAGAUGGCAAAUCAGUAGACGACAUAAACUCCAAAAUUGAAUCUUUGAAACAAAGUAAACUACAACAACAAGCAGGAGGAUCUAAAGCUAGAAAAGAGCACACUGAAUUACAAGAUUUAACUACGUUGCAUAAUAUAAUUGAUGAUAAAAUUGGCAUAAACAGCAAUUAUGAACUGAAUAAUUUGAACAAUGUUGCUACUUUUUUGAAGAAUCAACGGGAAUAUUUUGAAUUGUUGGUUAGAUAUAACCCGGGAUUGUUAAUGGAUCAACAAGAAAAUGUAUCCAAGACAGCCAACAGAGUAGGAUUAGAUGUCCCUGAAUAA